This is a messenger RNA of Peniophora sp. CBMAI 1063, 510 nucleotides long. The record is from the annotation of a GenBank genome assembly. Lineage: Eukaryota; Fungi; Basidiomycota; Agaricomycetes; Russulales; Peniophoraceae.
AUGCCGGAUGGAUACUCGAGGGUGUUCUCCGAGAGGACGCAUCAUUCGCUUUCAACGCCUUCGUUGCCGGAUUUACUGGGAGGGUCUGAGGACGACCCGCAUCAUCUCGCUACCACUGCGUACAACCUGCUUCAGCAAUACAACUACGGCAAAAAUAUCGAUGAUCUCCGAAACUCUAUCAUGCUUUUCCGUCGCACAAUCCAGCUUUCAUCAGAGAGUCCCCCUGACCAGCUGCGAUGGCUGGACACCGUUGGUGACUGCCUACUACGCUUGUUCAAGCGCUCGGGCAGCGCACUCGAUCUUGAUGACUCAAUAAACGCCUACCAGAGAGCGGCGCAUCUGUCACAACAGGACUCAGCGCUUCCUAAGCGGCUCGGGAACCUUGCGCUCUCGUUGAGGACCCGAUUCGACCGGUCUCAUAACCCUGCCGAUCUUGAUGAAGCUCUGAAUGCUCAUCGUCGCGCGGUCGAUCUCCCCCUAGUAGUAGCAGCAGCCUUCCAAGGCGACUAG